This is a messenger RNA of Amyelois transitella, 558 nucleotides long. Its product is annotated as dynein axonemal light chain 1-like. The record is from RefSeq and is a predicted model, not a curated record. Lineage: Eukaryota; Metazoa; Arthropoda; Insecta; Lepidoptera; Pyralidae. Bases 1 to 558 code for a protein of 185 amino acids. Gene Ontology annotation, cellular component: cytoplasm. The transcript has 4 exons. Gene Ontology annotation, molecular function: protein kinase binding.
AUGGCGUUGAAACCGACAACUUGCAAGGAGGCUAUUGCAAGGUGGGAGAAAGAAAAAGGUGAGAAUGCAGCAGAGGCCACAGUCAUUGAGCUGCAGUUCCAAUGGCCUCCUAUUGAAAAGAUGGAUGGUGCUCUAUCUACGUUAGUCGCAUGCGAAAAACUAAGCCUUUCGUCGAACAUGAUCGACAAGAUAGCUGGAAUAGCAGGGAUGAGGAGUCUUAAAAUAUUGUCUCUGGGUAGAAACUACAUUAAGUCACUAGCUGGCAUAGAAACGGUAGCAGACACUCUUGAAGAGUUGUGGAUCAGCUACAACCCAAUAGACAAGAUGAAAGGCAUAGGAUCACUGAAAAACCUUCGCGUGCUCUAUAUGUCUAACAACUUGAUAAAGGAAUGGGUAGAAUUCAACAGGCUACAGGAAUGUCCAGCUUUGAGGGACCUGGUGUUCAUUGGAAACCCUAUUUUCGAUAACCAGCCCGACGUGGACACCUGGCGCAACCAAGCUGCCAAUCGUUUGCAGCAAAUCACCAAGCUUGACGGAAUACCAAUUCUGAGAGAAUAA